AUGCAAAGGUGUUGGGCGGAGGAGAACGAGAAGGCGCUGGCGAUGCUGCCGGCGACGCUGAAGAGAAUCGACGCGGUGGAGGACCUUAAAGAGAGGAUAGAGCUGCUGGUUAAGGGCGUGCUGGCUGGAAACAUCUUCGACCUGGGCGCCAACAACUCCGCAGCGUUGGUGGAGGGCGAGGGGCUGUCGUUCGAAAAGAGCUUUCAGGAGCUGCUGCCGCGCCCGUGGGUGUUUGACCACGUGGCUGAGUUCCAGAAGGCGUGGCUCGACCGCACGUGGAAGAAGGUGGUGGUCUUUUGCGACAACUCGGGAGCAGACCUGGUGUUGGGAGUUUUGCCGCUGGUGAGGGAGCUGGUGAGGCAAGGCGCACAGGUGGUGGUGGCGGCUAAUGACAUGCCCUCCAUCAAUGAUGUCACCUACAACGAACUCCUGUCGCUUGUCCAAAAGGUGCAAGUGACAGUAGAGGACGAGACUAUAAGCGCAGGCAUCGACAGCGGGCGACUUCUUAUUGUCAACUCAGGCAGUGAUGUUCCUGUUGCUGACCUGGCGCACAUAUCUCCUGAGCUGGCAUUUGCUGCUGAAGAUGCUGAGCUGGUCAUUAUGGAGGGCAUGUGUUUGGAUGGUGACAUGUACGCGACACUGGUGACAUGUGCUGUGGCACUGGUGGCAUGUGCUGUGGCACUGGUGGCAUGUGCUGUGGCACUGGUGGUGACAUGUGCUGUGGCACUGAUGGCAUGUGCUGUGGCACUGGUGGCAUGUGCUGUGGCACUGGUGGCAUGUGCUGUGGCACUGGUGGCAUGUGCUGUGGCACUGGUGGCAUGUGCUGUGGCACUGGUGGCAUGUGCUGUGGCACUGGUGGCAUGUGCUGUGGCACUGGUGGCAUGUGCUGUGGCACUGGUGGCAUGUGCUGUGGCACUGGUGGCAUGUGCUGUGGCACUGGUGGCAUGUGCUGUGGCACUGGUGGCAUGUGCUGUGGCACUGGUGGCAUGUGCUGUGGCACUGGUGGCAUGUGCUGUGGCACUGGUGGCAUGUGCUGUGUCACUGGUGGCAUGUGCUGUGGCACUGGUGGCAUGUGCUGUGGCACUGGUGGCAUGUGCUGUGGCACUGGUGGCAUGUGCUGUGGCACUGGUGGCAUGUGCUGUGGCACUGGUGGCAUGUGCUGUGGCACUGGUGGCAUGUGCUGUGGCACUGGUGGCAUGUGCUGUGUCACUGGUGGCAUGUGCUGUGGCACUGGUGGCAUGUGCUGUGGCACUGGUGGCAUGUGCUGUGGCACUGGUGGCAUGUGCUCUGGCACUGGUGGCAUGUGCUCUGGCACUGGUGGCAUGUGCUGUGGCACUGGUGGCAUGUGCUGUGGCACUGGUGGCAUGUGCUGUGGCACUGGUGGCAUGUGCUGUGUCACUGGUGGCAUGUGCUGUGGCACUGGUGGCAUGUGCUGUGGCACUGGUGGCAUGUGCUGUGGCACUGGUGGCAUGUGCUGUGUCACUGGUGGCAUGUGCUGUGGCACUGGUGGCAUGUGCUGUGGCACUGGUGGCAUGUGCUGUGGCACUGGUGGCAUGUGCUGUGGCACUGGUGGCAUGUGCUGUGGCACUGGUGGCAUGUGCUGUGGCACUGGUGGCAUGUGCUGUGGCACUGGUGGCAUGUGCUGUGUCACUGGUGGCAUGUGCUGUGGCACUGGUGGCAUGUGCUGUGGCACUGGUGGCAUGUGCUGUGUCACUGGUGGCAUGUGCUGUGGCACUGGUGGCAUGUGCUGUGUCACUGGUAACAUGUGCUGUGGCACUGGUGGCAUGUGCUGUGGCACUGGUGGCAUGUGCUGUGGCACUGGUGGCAUGA
Molecule: messenger RNA, 1830 nt
Organism: Closterium sp. Naga37s-1
Lineage: Eukaryota; Viridiplantae; Streptophyta; Zygnematophyceae; Desmidiales; Closteriaceae
Source: the annotation of a GenBank genome assembly